AUGUCUUUGGCUAGUAACUAUUCUGCUGCGAUCAGCGCAGCAUGCUAUGCGCCACCGGUAGACGUGGACGCUAGUCUCCUGCCUAUGCAACAGGGCGCUGUUACACAUGGUAAAGUGGAUGGCAACGGAGAGGAACAGAUCGGAAAUUGUUGCUUCUCAAACGUUCCAGUUGAGACGCCUAUCUCGGGGCGGCUGUAUGCCUAG
This is a messenger RNA of Alternaria arborescens, 204 nucleotides long. RefSeq lists its product as hypothetical. Lineage: Eukaryota; Fungi; Ascomycota; Dothideomycetes; Pleosporales; Pleosporaceae. The record is from RefSeq and is a predicted model, not a curated record. Bases 1 to 204 code for a protein of 67 amino acids. The transcript has a single exon.